AAUCCAAUAUGGCCRACCUUAUAAAAUCCCCCGCCUUCUUCAUGUUGACUCUUUUGAGUUUUUACCCUCGAAUCGAAAGCCACUUCAACACAGAYGUUAUCAAAAUCAACGCAGGUGGUUUAUCCGUGCUACGGGAUGAUAGAAAUGGCAUCCAUAUUGCCAACUUUCAGAAAACUGCACAAGAUAAAUUCUCCAGUUUGAGCGAUUUACCGAMGAAACUUCUCCAAGUCAAAACGUCCGGCGAUUGCCUUUACAAAUGCACGACAAAUCAAAAAUGCGUGUCCGCCAUUUUUUCAAUAUUUACUAAUCACAAUAAAGAGCAUUACUGUUGGUUGUUUACGGAGGAGAGAACUCAAGUGCAUUWCUCGUAUUCGUACGAAGACAGUUCCAUGGCCAAAUACUACAAAUUCUUCACUUUGAAGAACAAGUGUCUGCAAGAACCGUGCAAAAAUAAUGGUAUUUGUGUUCCAUUCUACGCCAACAAUUCCUUCACCUGCACAAAGUGUCUAAAAUGUUUCAGCGGGCAACGUUGCGAAGUUCAAGGCAACCUAACAGCUCUUGGAAUGGAAGACGGACGAAUCACCCGGACUUCAGCUUCAUCUAUUUACAAUCAAAGCCUCUGYUCAUCRGCAGCACGCCUACGGGUUGCAGAAGGAUGGGCCGCAUUGACGCUUUCUGUUGGACAGUAUUUAUGGGUUGAUCUURGAAGAACCACCACMAUUCUGGCUGUAGCAACCCAGGGAAGACGUACAAUCUAUCCAGUGCAGCAGUACGUCAAAUCAUACACCUUGAAAUACAGCAACGCCAAUAUUUAUUAUUACGACUACAUGGUCGAUGGCGUGAACAAGGUAUUUAAGGGCAAUAAUGACGGAAAUACAGUGGUAACCAAUUAUCUGACUGUCCCUAUUUCUGCAAGAUACGUACGAUUUGUUGUCCAAAGCUGGCAYAAUCACAUUGUGAUGAGAGUUGAACUAUAUAGCUGCAAGUUGGAAUAGUUGACUGACAAAAACAAAUGAAUAUAAAGCUUGAAUUGAUAAGCCUUGAUUGGUCUUCAAUCGCGGAAGCCUGUUCCGCAAUAAUAGGCGAUAUGCAUUAUGGCGUCAUUUACUACAACUACCAGAAUGCUUU
Exaiptasia diaphana is the source of this 1128-nucleotide messenger RNA. Its product is annotated as EGF-like repeat and discoidin I-like domain-containing protein 3. The record is from RefSeq and is a predicted model, not a curated record. The coding region runs from base 9 to 995 and encodes 328 amino acids. Lineage: Eukaryota; Metazoa; Cnidaria; Anthozoa; Actiniaria; Aiptasiidae. The transcript has 4 exons.